AUGCCACUUCGAUUGGCGGAGCCUUUGCCGGCUCUGGUCGCACUGGUGAAGGAUGGCAAAGCAAGGACGAGAGCAUGGGCAGUAAGUGCUUUGAGGUUGCUCGGAAAUUCGUCGGAAGCUCGCGAGACCAUCACGCAUGCGGUUCCGAUGGAAGCUGAAGAGCGAGAGAAACUUUUGGCUAAGAUUCGAACACUGUGUUUUUGA
Molecule: messenger RNA, 204 nt
Organism: Symbiodinium pilosum
Lineage: Eukaryota; Dinophyceae; Suessiales; Symbiodiniaceae
Source: the annotation of a GenBank genome assembly